AUGGACACCGUGAUUGAUCCUUCGAACCCACUGGCCCAGAAAAUCCUGGCGGCAGACUUGUCGUUCCCAUGCAGCCUAGGCCUCCUGAGGCUGAUACGUGGUUUACGAAACCUGGAACCGUGGGCAAUAAGAAUUUUUGACGCAAGCGGCAAGUACCCGACAGGCUUCCUUCAUGGCACGACGGUGGAUCUUGGGGCGUACGACGAGUGCGUCGAGACAGCGGAGCGAGACCAACAUGGACACAUAAGGACUAGGAGCCACUAUUGUAUGGUUCAGAUUCAGCUAACAAGUAACGACUCAGCCAUACAGCACCUCAUCCCAUCCGCCAGCAUUACCCACAAAAGGGCACCAAAGUUCCUCAGCUACUGGGUAGACCCAAAGGCUCCGGGAGCACGAGUCGGAAUCUGCAUUGUGGAUAAGUGCAGUGAACAAGACCUUCAAAAUCUUGCGAGAACACUGCUACCGGACAACUUGAAUGUCACCGUUAGCGAUUGUGUGAAUGGUGAGUUUUCACCUAUGAGUUCAACACAAGCAGGAAUAAUUUGCCUGCUGGCAUGCAUAGCGGCAAUGAUGUUUCUAAGUACAUGCUUUCACUUCUAUUUGUGGCUCAAGAAUCGCUCUUCAAAUGAAGGACAGCUCGUCCGUCUUCUGACCUCGUUUUCCGUGCUGAAGAACACGAAGCAUGUAGUCUCCAUGGAUGAAAGAAGUUCAAGCGAUGCAUGUUUUAGUUUCAUGAACGGAAUGCGUUUCCUAAGCAUUGCAUGGAUUAUUCUCGGCCACGUUUACGGAGGCAUGACAGACGUUCUAGCGGGAAGACUGAAUAUGCUGUUCUUUUUCGACAAUUGGGCGUCUGCAAUUUUACCAGCUGGCUUCCUGUCCGUAGACACAUUUAUGUUUCUAAGCGGUUUUCUUCUUACCAACGCCAUCUUCAAUCAGAAAAGACACGCCAUGUUUAUCGCACCCAUUGCAGCCGUGCGUCGAUAUAUCCGGGUUGUAUUGCCAGUGGUUUUCCUCAUAGCGUCUAUGCAGCUUCUACCGCUAGCCGUGCAAGGCCCUAACACAAACAAGUACUACCGAGAUAUCCAGACGAUGAUCGACACUCACUGGACACAUUUUCUGCUUCAGGUGUACAAUUUCAAGCACGAGAUACUCUCGAUAGGAUUGAUUCACCUAUGGUACGUUUCUACGGACUUCCAGCUUUUCCUGGUGUCACUAGUCGUCAUCCUCAUGCUCAGAUGGUCCAAGUUGUGGUGUGGCGUGGCAUUUUUUGUGCUGUCUGUUCUGAGCUGUGUCCUGUCUACACUGCAAAUCCACAACACGGAGCUGCCUCCAUUUAUGAUCGGAAUGACUGAGGAGUUCAGCACGGCGAGAAAAGUAAUGAACCUUUACUACGUGCAGCCAUUUUACCACGCGGUAUGCUUCUUCGCUGGAUGCAUUGCUUGGUUGCUGAAGGACAGCUUCAAUCGCACUCCAUUCUCGAAGGCUGUAACCGCACUCUGCUGGCUCAUGAGUAUAGGUUGUGGCAUCACGUGCGUCUUCAUCAAGUUCCCGUGGUAUGGCGCGAAAGAGCCGACAAGCGAAGGGGGAAAACUCUCCACAGCAUUCUUCGAUAGAAUACUGUGGUCCCUCUGUUUGUCCUGGAUUACUUUGACAUGUUCUACAGGGCGUGGAGGAAUAAUGAACUCUUUCUUGAGCUGGAAGGGUUUUGGUCCAUUGAGCAAGUUAGCCUUUGCUGUUUACCUGGUGCACAUGCCUCUCUACGAUCUCAUGAACCAUCUCUGCAGGGAGCGCACAUACUUCUCACACUUCAGCCUGGUGACGCAGUUCUUCAGCGUUUUUCUCUGGAGCUACUUCCUCGGUUACUUGCUGUACAUCUCAUGCGAAGCACCACUGGGCCACCUCGAUAGGCUCUUGUUCAGUGGGCGCAGAAAACCUGGCCAAAGCAUUGAAUGCAAACAAAUGGACAGCGCAGAUACGCAAGACAAGAGGCACAACCUGUUUUUGAUCACCAGCGAAGGUAUCUUCCGCAAAAAUGAGGAAGAUUUGAAAGUUAUAAGACAUAAAUAAUUAGAUGAUGAGGAAACUUGAGCGGAAAUCGCGGAGUUCAGAAAUGCCGAACCUGAAGCAACAGCGUGUAAUGCAGCUAAAGGCGUAGUGAAUGGUGCCUACAACCAUCACGUCAUAGGUAUGCAAUUCCGUUCAUUCAAACGAAUAAUGAUGGUAUUCUAUCAGAAAAAGGUUAAAUUGCUUUUCAUACAACAAGUUCGCUCAUACUUCAACUGAGUAUUAAAAGCGAGCGCAAUUCGAUAAAUAUCGCGCUAUCGGUGGGCUUUGUCCAGCAACGUCGAUGAUCUCAUAAACCGGCAGCAUAUUGAGAGACAUUAUCGCUUAUUUCCUCUGAUAACAGGCUAAAAUUAUACUUGGUAUCGUUUCCUAACAGUGUGCCAUGCAGCAUCUUACGAAUGCCUCAUCCCUAAAUAUUGCCCAUUUUUUCAUUUGAUGCUCCUCUUUUUCUUUGACAUUUCAAAUCAGUGCUGCGAGGCUUGCUCAGGAAGCAUGACAGGGAAACGGGCAGGGGGCAAGAGAAGUGAUAGAGGAGCUCGGGGAAGAGAAAGUUGUCGGUCGAGUCACAGUGGCCAGAAUGCCUGCGAAUACAGUUACUCGAGACUGGCAGUGCAGUAUUAGCCCCAUGACAAGUAAUUCUACACCCUCCUACCCAUACUGCCCUCCACGACACAAGUUGAGGUUAGCGGUCGCAUCAUUCAGGUCAGAUGCAUUUUUACCAAUACCGUAAGUACCCAGGAAGAGAAGCAGACUCGUCGGGUUACUUUCGCCUGUUUGCACCAACUUUAGACCACACUAGAUAGAAUAUCUUGAAGUGCGUCUGUUCACAAAACAUGUGGGUUGUGCGUUAAGCUUCCUUGGCUCUGAAAGCAAAUAUUUAAUUUCUUUAUUUCCGACGAUAUCGAGCUCCCUCGACAUCUUGAUAUAUAACAUUCACAUGUUGAAACGAUUCUUGUCAAAAUGGUUUGCGUAGUCAGUAAAGAUCGGCUACAAGUUUCACAUGAGAGCG
Messenger RNA from Dermacentor silvarum, 3073 nucleotides. RefSeq names its product nose resistant to fluoxetine protein 6-like. The record is from RefSeq and is a predicted model, not a curated record. The coding region runs from base 1 to 2067 and encodes 688 amino acids. Gene Ontology annotation, molecular function: acyltransferase activity, transferring groups other than amino-acyl groups. Lineage: Eukaryota; Metazoa; Arthropoda; Arachnida; Ixodida; Ixodidae. The transcript is spliced from 15 exons.